AUGUUUAUUUAUGUUCUUCUUGAACGUUAUUAUCAAAUGUCUUCAAUAAUAAAUUUUUAUCAAUGGCAUCUUAUUUGCUGGACUUGUUGUUUAUUAAUUCUUAUUCAUUUUGCUUAUAAAUAUCAAAGUCGAAAAGAAAUUCAUAAUGAACAACUUUGUCGUCUAAAUAAUAAUCUUAUUCAAACUGAAGCUACAUUUCAUCUGAUUCAAGAUAAAACUCAAUUUAUCGAUCAUAAUGAAAAUAAAGAAAAUAUUCAACAAAAUAAUUUGAUUCAUGAUGAAGAUGAUCAAUCAUUUUUAAAUCAUACAAAUAAACGUCAUUUUAGUCUUCUUGUUUCAAGGUCAUCAAAAUCACCACGAAUUUUGUUAGGAUCAAAACAGAUCAAUACCAAUAUAUAA
Messenger RNA from Rotaria sordida, 399 nucleotides. The record is from the annotation of a GenBank genome assembly. Lineage: Eukaryota; Metazoa; Rotifera; Eurotatoria; Philodinida; Philodinidae.